This is a messenger RNA of Durusdinium trenchii, 363 nucleotides long. NCBI's taxonomy places the organism in Eukaryota, Dinophyceae, Suessiales, Symbiodiniaceae. The record is from the annotation of a GenBank genome assembly.
AUGUCGUUCUGGGAGGUGGUGGGUGGGGCCGACAAAGGCGGGAUUUUGGUCCGGGAGGGCCAGAGUUUGAAGUCUACUGAGUUGUCUGGGCGGCUCUCCACUGGUGCAAUUCUUGGCGAGUUGGAACGGGCGGGUGAGCGGCUGAAGUAUUGCUUGCUGAAAGGCACAGGACCAGCAGAGGGGUGGGUGAGCCUUAAGAUUGCUGGUAAAGAGCUUGUCCAGCCCACUUCUACGCCUGAAGGAAAGCCAGAAGUGCUGGAGCCGUUCCCCAAAGAGGUGAAGCACUUGGUGCCGGAAUCUUCGCCUUUUCCUUUCCCAAGCGGCCGAUGUUUUGGAAAAGAUGGAAAGAUGAAGAUGCUCUAG